Molecule: messenger RNA, 1773 nt
Organism: Dichotomopilus funicola
Lineage: Eukaryota; Fungi; Ascomycota; Sordariomycetes; Sordariales; Chaetomiaceae
Product: amino acid permease-domain-containing protein
Exons: 3
Coding region: 1-1773 (590 amino acids)
Biological process (GO): amino acid transmembrane transport
Cellular component (GO): membrane
Molecular function (GO): amino acid transmembrane transporter activity
Source: RefSeq, a predicted model, not a curated record
AUGGCCUCGCAAGGCGGCCGUCCGUCGUCCGAGUUGAGCACAGACACACCGCCUCCAGGAGCUCCGGUUCGUCCCAACCCAGGAACUCUCAAAACCGAUCUCGACAUCGAAGCCGUCGCGCCGGAACAGCCCACAUCCUCAACACAUUUGAAAGCUGGCCCCGCAAUCGACUACACGACGAUUGUACAUGGGGCUCAAUUCGAAAAUGAGACAGUCGCCGCCCCCACUACCGUCGAAGCAACGCACCUUCGCCGAGGGCUGGCACAGCGCCAUCUUUCCAUGGUUGCCAUCGCUGGCUCCAUUGGAACGGGCCUUUUCCUUGGACUUGGCGGGGCCGUGCAAGUUGGCGGCCCGCUAGGCGCGCUGCUUGGCUACGCGAUUGUUGGCCUCGUGGUCUGCUCCGUCCAGUUCGCCCUCGGCGAGGUUGCCGCACUGAUGCCCGUCACGGGAUCCUUUGUACGCCAUGCGGAGACUCUGGUAGAUCCAGCAUGGGGGUUUGCAAUUGGUUGGAAUAUGGUGUAUGGGAACCUGUUGAGCAUCCCGAGCGAGGCAACGGCCGUGGUGGUGCUAGUGCGAUUUUGGUGGGAGGAUGUCAACGCGGCGUGGAUUAUUGUGGUGUUUAUCGUGUUGACGGUCAGCGUGGGGCUGGCAUUUGUGCGGGUUUUUGGCGAAGUGGAGUUUGUCUUCGCUUUGAUCAAAAUCUUGUUGGUCAUAUUCCUCAUCAUCUUGGGACUGGUCAUCAACUUGGGGGGGAUUCCAGGGACUGAGAGGAUCGGAUUCCGGUAUUGGAGGGAUCCUGGGCCCUUUGUUGAGUACAUCGCGACUGGAAACUGGGGAAAGUUCUUGGGCUUUUGGGCGGUCAUGACGGGUGCAGUCUUCUCAUUUGCAGGAGUCGAAUCCUUGGCAAUGGCUGCUGCCGAAACCAAGAAUCCGCGCAAGGCUAUCCCCCGGGCUUGCAAACGAGUAUUUGCACGGGUCGUCAUCUUUUAUAUGCUGGCCGUCCUGGUCGUCGGCAUGCUGGUUCGGAGCGACGACGACCGUCUUGAUGGAUCGGGCAGCAGCGUGGCUCAGAGCCCAUUCGUGCUCGCUGCGUCGCAGGCGGGCAUAUAUGCGAUACCCUCAGUUGUCAACGCUGUUGUGAUCACUUCGGCAUGGUCGGCUUCGAAUCAGGCACUGUUGGCAGGCACCCGCGUCUUGUAUGGGCUGGCCGUGAAGGGACAGGCGCCCAAAUUCUUUCUCAGGACAACGCCCUGGGGCACACCCUACGCCUGUGUGCUACUGUUCGGGGCUUUCAUGUUUCUCAGCUUCAUGAGCCUAUCAGAAGCAGCUAUCACGGUGUUCUGGUGGUUGGUGUCGUUGACAGCGGCGGGUGUGUUGGUUUCUUGGUCGUCCAUCUUGCUUAACCACAUACGCUUGCUCCAAGCUUUGAAGCGGCAACGCAUCGAGCCAAGUCGCUUACCGUGGCACAAUUGGUGGACACGGUAUUCCUCGCCGGUCGGCUUGUUUAUGUGCAUUCUUAUCCUUUUUACCGGGGGAUUCGCCGUGUUCACCGCAGGCAAUUGGGACCCUGCGCAAUUUGUUUCGUCAUAUCUGGACAUCCCCAUCGUGGUCACCGCAUACCUCGGGUGGAAACUGAUUAAGAAAACGAAAAUUGUGUCGCUGGAUGACGUUCCACUCCAAGAGGCUCUUGCACGAGCAGAGGAAUAUGACCCAGAAGAAGAAGUUCCCAAACAAAAGGGCUGGACAAGGGCAGUGAGCUGGAUUUGGGAUUAA